AUGGUAUUGUGUCUUAGAAUGACCGGUAGAAAGAAAUAUAAGCCAAAAGUUGUGGAUACCAGUGAAAAAAUGAAGAGGAAGAAAAGCUGUAAUGAUCCUCCCUCCUCCUCCUUGAAGAAGAAAUGUAAUCAUCCUUCCUCCAUGGAUCCAACUAUUGAUCCCACCUCCACCAAUCCCACUGUUAAUCAUCCACCAAGUUCAUCCAACACCAAUCCAAGUUCAUCCAACCCCAUAUGCAAUGAGGAAAUAUCUUUCUUCAACAAAGAUUACAAACAGUGGUAUGAGAACUACAUUAAUUAUAGGCCUUUGUUAUUGGAGAGGGGUGUUUUACUAGAUCAAUUAAAAGAGGGUAUGAAGGAUAGGCGACAAUGUCUCCCAUUCCCAAUUUUGAUUUCAAAGAUUAUGGAGGAUUGUGGAGUUGUGGUUCACUCAAGCAACACUUAUUCCACUCCCAUGAAUCCAAUUUAUGGUGGGACAAUAAAGAAGAGUUUGGCGCAAGGGCAGAAGAAUACAACUUAG
Messenger RNA from Ilex paraguariensis (yerba mate), 519 nucleotides. The record is from the annotation of a GenBank genome assembly. NCBI's taxonomy places the organism in Eukaryota, Viridiplantae, Streptophyta, Magnoliopsida, Aquifoliales, Aquifoliaceae.